Molecule: messenger RNA, 668 nt
Organism: Ictalurus furcatus (blue catfish)
Lineage: Eukaryota; Metazoa; Chordata; Actinopteri; Siluriformes; Ictaluridae
Product: kelch-like protein 10
Exons: 2
Coding region: 112-543 (143 amino acids)
Molecular function (GO): protein binding
Source: RefSeq, a predicted model, not a curated record
AGUCUGUUCUAAAUCUAAGUUCUAAAUGUACUGUGUUGCUGCAUCUGCUGCAUUCACUAUCAGAUCGCUUUACGAAAAAGACCUUUAGUGAGAAGUAAAUCAACAAUAACUAUGAACUACCACUCCUACAGCAACCAACUCUGCGACACCAUCAUUGUGGCUGGAGGCACUCAUUUCCAUGUGCACAAAUCAGUGCUCUGUGAAUUGAGCCCGUAUUUCAGAGCGCUGUUUGAGAGGUGGAGCAACCCAGGCCAGUUCUUGUACACCGUCCCUGGUGUGACUCCGAACAUAAUGAAGUCCAUCAUCCAGUACGGUUACUCACAGCGGAUAACAAUCACGCAAACGAACGUGAAGGCUCUCUUGGAGGCAGCCGAUUACCUGCUGAUGGACGACAUUGUUCACCUCUGCUGCCGGUUUCUGGAGAAGAGACUCCGCCCAAAGAACUGCAUUGAAAUACUGCGGCUUGCUAAUGCGCACUUCUGGCACGAGCUGCGUGAUCGGGCGUCCUUCAUAUGGGAGCAGAGCCUGAUAUACCACCGCUAGGUACGCUCCAACUCGCCCGGUGUGGGCAGAAGACGUCAAACACCGUACACACGGCGUCACUUGAGUAGUAACUGAGCCUGGAACUUGCGUCCAACUCAGAUCACACGCACACACACACACACACA